AUGAAUGUGUUGGUAUACAAUGGACCAGGUACAACUCCGGGAUCAGUGAAGCAUGCCGUAGAAUCAUUGAAAGAUUUUCUGGAACCAUUCUACGCUGUAAGUACGGUAUCUGCAAAAGCCUUACAAACUGAACCCUGGACUUCAAAGGCAUCAGCUGUCGUAUUUCCUGGUGGGGCUGAUCUUCCAUAUGUCAAAGAGUGCAAGCCUAUCAAAGCAAAAAUAAGUGACUUUGUUAGAAAACAAGGAGGCACAUUUAUUGGCUUUUGCGCAGGUGGCUACUUCGGUAGCGGUAGAGUUGAAUUUGCAAAAGGUAAUCUAGAAUUGGAGGUCACAGGUAAUAGAGAUUUGAAACUAUUCCCUGGUAUUGCCCGAGGACCAGCUUUUGAUGGUUUUCAAUAUAACAGCGAAGUUGGUGCAAGAGCUGCAAUGUUGAAAUUGCCUGAUGGCUCUGAAUUUGCGAGUUAUUAUAAUGGCGGAUCUCUUUUUGUAGAUGCAGAUAAGUUUGAUGGAGUGGAGGUACUAGCCCGAUAUUCAGAGACCACUGAUGUUCCCUAUUGGGAUACUUCAUCUAUAACAAAGGAUUCAGGGCCUGCAGCUGUGGUUCUGUGUUCCGCUGGUAAGGGUAGAGCUCUAUUAACAGGUCCACAUUUAGAAUUUAUUCCUCACAUUUUGGAAAAAAGCGAUAAUAAGUCAUUCUUGAAACAUGUUGUUACUGUUUUAAAGGCUGAUGAUAAGAGAAGACUGAAUUUUUUUAGAACAAUUUUAACAAAAGCUGGACUGAACUGUAAUAACGACUUUGCACGCGUUAGGGCUCCUAGUUUGACACCGUUGGUAGUAGCGGCUCCUCCUCAUAAGCGUUCAUUGUUAUAUGAGUUCGAGAAAAAUUUAUCCAGCAUUCAGGUUCCAUCUCAUGGCGAAGGUUACAUUGAACUUGAUGGAGGAAAAGAAAAAUUCAAAAUUUAUCAAGGUUUUGCAAAUAGCUAUUAUAUAGCGCAAGCGUCACUGCGUGAUCAAGAGCCUGAUGAAAUCGCAAAAUGUAUUAUUUUCCCCGAUGAUGAUGAAGGAACACCCCCUUCUGAUAAGGUUCCGAAUUACAAUAUUGCGAAAUACUUUCAUCAUUUGAAUAAAGACAACACAAUUGGUAGUCUAAUGUUAUACGGAGAAGUUGUUACUUCUACAAGCUCCUUAUUGAAUGAAAAUAGACAUUUAUUAUCAAGCAUUCCCGAGAGCUCUAUGCUUCAUGUCGGAACAAUUCAAGUGUCAGGACAUGGUAGAGGAGGAAAUACCUGGGUAAAUCCGAAAGGAGUUUCAGCCUCAACUGCUGUAAUUUCUUUACCGACUUUUUCUCCAAGAACACAUCAACGCAUCUCCGUCGUUUUCGUUCAAUAUUUAUCUAUGCUUGCGUAUUGUAAGGCUAUUACGAGUUACGGUCCAGGGUACAAUGACUUGCCCGUAAGAAUCAAAUGGCCUAACGACUUAUACGCUUUAGGUCCUCAGUACUAUCAAAAAAAGAAACUAUCGUUAGUUGGGCGAGAGUUGGAUCACACUAUUGUUCCCCUAACAGAUAUUGAACCGGCAUAUCUGAAAAUAGCUGGUCUCUUAGUGAAUACUCAUUUUAUUAAUGAUAAAUAUCUGUUGUUGCUGGGAUGCGGACUUAACAUAAGUCAUGAUGGACCAACUACCUCUUUGGACAGCUGGAUCGAUAUUCUCAAUAAGGAAAGGGAGGCCGCACACUUGGAAAUUCUGAAGCCUUAUGAGGUAGAAAAAUUGCACGCUCUUUACAUGAAUAAUCUGGAGGCACUAAUAAGGAAAUUCGUCGAUUUCGGACCAGCUUCGAUAUUGCCCGAAUAUUAUAAGCUAUGGCUACACAGUAAUCAAAUAGUGACCUUGACAGAUCACAACAACGUUCGUGCGAUGAUAACCGGAAUUACUGAAGACUAUGGUCUCUUAAUUGCAAGAGAGCUAAGGCCAGGAAGCGACUCUCAUUUUACAGGUUCCGUCUAUCAUCUUCAGCCAGAUGGUAAUACAUUUGAUAUCUUCAGGGGUCUAAUAUCCAAGAAAGCUCUAUGA
Molecule: messenger RNA, 2070 nt
Organism: Zygotorulaspora mrakii
Lineage: Eukaryota; Fungi; Ascomycota; Saccharomycetes; Saccharomycetales; Saccharomycetaceae
Gene: BPL1
Product: biotin--[acetyl-CoA-carboxylase] ligase BPL1
Exons: 1
Coding region: 1-2070 (689 amino acids)
Biological process (GO): protein modification process
Cellular component (GO): cytoplasm
Molecular function (GO): biotin--[biotin carboxyl-carrier protein] ligase activity
Source: RefSeq, a predicted model, not a curated record